GGCGUGGCGGCGGGAAGUGCAGCCCGCCCACGGGCCGCCCCCUCGCCCGCGCCGUCCGCCGCUCGGCCCCGCCGCCGUUCCGCGUUUAAGCUAUGGCACUGAAACAGGUUUCCAGCAACAAGAUCUUUGAAGGUUUCCAGAAGGUGUUUGAACAUGACAGUGCAGAGCUAAAAUGCAAAAUGAAAUUUGGAAUCUACUUGCCUCCGAAAGCAGAAACUGCAAAGUGUCCUGUGCUCUACUGGCUAUCAGGGUUAACUUGCACUGAACAGAACUUUAUAACAAAGGCUGGUUUUCAGCAGGCUGCAGCUGAGCACGGCCUCAUCGUAGUCGCGCCAGACACAAGCCCACGUGGCUGCAACAUUGAAGGAGAAGAUGAAAGCUGGGAUUUUGGCACUGGUGCCGGUUUUUAUGUGGAUGCCACUGAAGAUCCUUGGAAAACCAACUACAGGAUGUAUUCCUACAUAAAGGAUGAGCUGCCUAAACUAAUAAAUGCCAAUUUUCCAACUGACCCUGAACGGAUGUCUAUUUUUGGGCAUUCCAUGGGAGGUCAUGGAGCUCUUAUUCUUGCUCUGAAGAAUCCUGGAAAGUACAAAUCUGUAUCAGCAUUUGCUCCUAUCUGCAACCCAAUUCAGUGUCAGUGGGGGAAGAAAGCACUGGGGGGAUACCUUGGAUCAGACGUGAGCAAAUGGGAGGCAUACGAUGCUACGCAGCUUGUCAAGUCCUACCCAGACUCUCACCUGGACAUCUUGAUUGAUCAAGGCAAAGAUGACCAGUUCCUCUCAGCGGGCCAGUUACUGCCUGAUAACUUCAUCGCUGCCUGCACAGAGCGGAAAAUCCCGGUCGUCUUUAGGCUGCAGCAGGGUUACGAUCACAGCUACUUUUUCAUUGCCACAUUUAUUAACGACCACAUAAAGCACCAUGCAAAAUACCUCAAUGCCUGAACCGUUUGGCGAGCGUGGCCCGGCCCAUGUGAAUCGAGGGAUAGAGGUGAACUAAACAAAAAAUCACUUGCUGAAGUAGUGUCUGUAAAGUGGAGCUCUUCUGAUUGUACUGCUAAGAAAAAUAAAAGUCCCACUGAACUCGA
Colius striatus (speckled mousebird) is the source of this 1084-nucleotide messenger RNA. RefSeq names its product esterase D (gene ESD). The transcript is spliced from 9 exons. Gene Ontology annotation, cellular component: cytosol. Gene Ontology annotation, biological process: formaldehyde catabolic process. Bases 93 to 941 code for a protein of 282 amino acids. The record is from RefSeq and is a predicted model, not a curated record. NCBI's taxonomy places the organism in Eukaryota, Metazoa, Chordata, Aves, Coliiformes, Coliidae. Gene Ontology annotation, molecular function: S-formylglutathione hydrolase activity.